Molecule: messenger RNA, 981 nt
Organism: Jaculus jaculus (lesser Egyptian jerboa)
Lineage: Eukaryota; Metazoa; Chordata; Mammalia; Rodentia; Dipodidae
Product: melanoma-associated antigen 10-like
Exons: 1
Coding region: 1-981 (326 amino acids)
Biological process (GO): negative regulation of transcription by RNA polymerase II
Cellular component (GO): nucleus
Source: RefSeq, a predicted model, not a curated record
AUGUCUUACUGUCAGGACAACCAGCCUCGGGCCAAAAGAAAGGCACAAGACUUUGAGUAUCCUCAGGUACUUAGGGCUGGGCAGGAAGAAGAGCCCACUGCCCUCACCUCAGGGCGGGGGGUGUCUGUUGCUAAGGCAUCAUAUGUUCCACAGAGUCCCCUGAGAGCUGACACUCCUCCAGAGAUCAUGAGCUCCAUUCCUGAAAACCCAUCUGAUGAGGCCUUCUGCAACCAAGAAGAGCCAGAAGGCCAUAUGUCCAGUCUGUGUCAUGAAAUAAACGAAAAGGUGUCCGAGUUGGUGAAUUUCCUGCUCGUGAAGUAUCGAAAGAAGGAGCUGACCAGUAAGGCAGAAAUGCUGGAGCAUGUCAUUGGAAAUUACCAGCAGUUCUAUGAUAGGAUCUUUAGUGAAGCCUGUGAGUUCAUGCAGUUUAUCUUUGGCAUUGAUGUGAAGGAAGUGGACCUUGUUUCCCACUCCUACACCCUUGUCACUGCCCUGGGACUCACAUAUGAUGGUAUGCUGAGUGAUGUCAAGGGUAUGCCCAAGACAGGCUCCCUGAUAAUCCUCCUGGGUAUCAUCUUCACAAAGGGCAACUGUGUCAGUGAGGAGGAGGUCUGGGAAAUGAUGAAAACCAUGGGGUUGGGUCCUGGGAGCGAUAGUUUCAUACAUGUGAAGUCCAGGAAACUGAUCACUGAGGACUUUGUGCAGGAAGGGUACCUGGAGUACCGCCAGGUGCCCCACACUGAUCCUGCUCAAUACGAGUUCCUCUGGGGCCCAAGGGCACAUGCUGAAACCAGUAAGAUGCAAGUCCUAGAGUUCUUUGCUAAGAUGAGUGGGAAUGACCCCAGAUCCUACCCCAACUUAUAUGUCAAGGCUUUGAGAGAUGAGGAAGAGAAGGCUAAGUCCAGAGUUGCCCCAGCAGAAGAAGGUCCUGCCAUGGACAGUGCCAGUUCUAGUGUGCAGGCAGCCUGCAGCGAUGAUUAG